UUGGAGGUAUUGAUACGUAUUAGGGGGAUAAGAGUAGGAUUUAGGUUAUGAAGUGGCUUUUAGGAAUUAUUGAUAUAGAAGAGAAAAAAGAAAGUUCGCCAAGAAAUAAUAAAGUGAAGAAAGAAGAAGUUGAAAAUCAAGGAAAUGAGAAUAUAAAUGAAGAAGAAAAAAAAAGAAAUAUAUGACAAAACGAAAAUAGAGGAAAGUGUAAAUGAAAUUCAAAAUAAAAUGGACAAUCAAGAGAUUCAUGAAGAAAACAAUACUUCUGAUUGAAGAGAUCAUAGCCAGAUUCAUCUACAAGAUAUUAGAAGAAUCAAAAUCCCCUCGACUUCUCUUCCUUUCCACCCAACCCCUCAGAGACCAAAAUCCCACUGUCAUUCCCAGCCAGCUCCAGCCCUACCACCGCACCUCCUCUUCAGUCCUAGAUCCGUCCCUCCUCUUAUCAGUCAUCGAGAGCCGAAUAGAACUGGGACUGCCGAACAGCUCAGUGCAGGACACUUUGGAGGAAGUGAAGAGCGUGAGAUAAGCUUGAGCCAGUGCAGGAGAAGAAAGAUGAAGAAGAAAGGAUUUAGAAGAAGAAAAGAGGUUUAAGA
This is a messenger RNA of Moneuplotes crassus, 593 nucleotides long. The record is from the annotation of a GenBank genome assembly. Lineage: Eukaryota; Ciliophora; Spirotrichea; Euplotida; Euplotidae.